Messenger RNA from Cottoperca gobio, 4054 nucleotides. RefSeq names its product zinc finger and BTB domain containing 39 (gene zbtb39). Gene Ontology annotation, biological process: regulation of transcription by RNA polymerase II. Gene Ontology annotation, molecular function: DNA-binding transcription factor activity, RNA polymerase II-specific; protein binding. NCBI's taxonomy places the organism in Eukaryota, Metazoa, Chordata, Actinopteri, Perciformes, Bovichtidae. Bases 173 to 2764 code for a protein of 863 amino acids. Gene Ontology annotation, cellular component: nucleus. The transcript has 4 exons. The record is from RefSeq and is a predicted model, not a curated record.
CCGGCAGUGCCACUUGUGUUGACAUACGUCAUCAAAAUGCGACGGCCGAUCAAAAGGGUUGUAACGAGCAGCAGAUUAGCUUCUAAAAAGAUAAUAACACGAAAGGAGUAUUCUUCACCUACAAACAUAUUUUAAAUGGUUGGACUGUAGUGCACCAGGUGCAGCAGCAGGCAUGAGGAUCCGGCUGCAGGGUCCCGGCCACGCUGCCGGCCUUCUCGCUGAGCUCAACCGCUGCCGCCAAUCACGCCAAUACUGUGAUGUGUUCUUGCAAGUCGGCAACCGCACGUUCGCAGUGCACCGUGCAGUGCUGGCCUGCUCGGGGACGUACUUUCGUAACCUGUUCGCCCGGGCUCCAGCCUCGUCCACCGCCACCUUCUCUUUGGAGUUCAUCUCCCCGGCCAACUUUGAGAAGGUGCUGACGUUUGUCUACACGGGGGAGAUUUUGACUGACCUCAUCGAUGUCGGGGUGCUGUAUGAGCUGGCUGAGAGGCUGGGCGUUAGUGAACUGGUGAGGGCCUGUCACGCCACCUUCCCUGACCUGCAGGCUUCUGUGUCUGUAAAAUCAGGAAGUCCUGGAGAACUCAUGCUGGACUCUGGCAUGGUUACUGUUACUGUUGCUGCUGCUGCUGCUGUUGCUGUUGUGUCCACAGGUGUAUCUGCAUCGUCGGUGUGUUCCUCUGCCGCUUCCUGCUCCUCUCUGUCUUCGUCAGCUGGUCCGUCUGCUGCCCCGACGCCUGCUGCCGCUCCCUCGCCGCUCUUCCAAGCCAGGAGCAGCCGUGAAGUUAACACUGGGACUCUGUCUCUGCAUCUGAAGGCAGAAGACAUGGAGUCUCAAAUUGGCUACGGGCAGAUGGCAGCAGAUCAACAACUACCAGGAGGACACUGUCUUUUAACCAGCAACCAUUCCGGUCAGAGCGACGGCGUGCUGCCUCCGGGGCCUGCACUGAAGCUGAAGAUUGAGCAGGGGCUGGAGGAAGAGGAGGCAGAAGGCAGCUGUGAGGACAGAGAGACAGAUGGACGUAUGGUUUCUGAGUGCGCAGGAAGCUCUCUGCCUCAGAGCAGCGAGGCUGCACCGUCUGACUCCUGCUCCUUCCCCGACUCCUCGGCUCAGCUCGGAGCGGAGGCCUGCGACCCGACGUCGUCCUCAGGAGAUCCUUUAGGAAGCCUGCAGGUGGGAUCAGUGGAGGGCAGCGUGGUGGACGUCCAGAGGGACGGCAGGUUGUUGUUAUUUGGAGAGGUGGAGGAGGGAGAGAAUGAGGAGGAGAGGGAGGCGCUGAAGGGGAAUAGAGCAAUGGUCGAGGAGGAGGAGGAGCAGUGGAGACAGAUCAUCGAGCUGAGUGACGAUGAGAACUUCCUGGAGGAGGGAGAUGAGGAGGAGGAUGAAGACGACCUUGUGUUUGUGGAGAACGGAGAGGUAGGGAACUCGAGCAGCCAGGUGACGGGGAACGUGCUGGCAUGUAAAGCCUGCGCAGUGGCUCUCCCAGCAGACCCGUCUGUCAUCAGAAGACACGCUGAGACCCACCUAACGGAGCUGGGGCUCUGCAGAGUGUGCGGGGCCUCGUUCCCGGACCGCGACGCCGGUUUCGCCCACUCUCUCUCACACGUCGGGGUGCAGCUCUACACCUGCGAAAUGUGUCACUUGCAGUUCUGCAGCCAAAACAAACUGCUGCGCCACCAUCGCCAGACAGCCUCCAGUUACACGAUACCACAGGGGGCGCUGACCAACAGCGGCGAGGGACUGGCCUCCGAUCUGCGGUGUGCCGUGUGCACCAAAACACUCAACAAGGACUUCCAGACGGUCAAAGAUCACCUGCUGAGCCACGUGUGUACCCAGAGCCUGAGCUGUGGCGUGUGUCACCUCCCGCAGCUCUCCUUGUGCUCCCUGCUGUGGCACGGCCUCGCCCACCUCUCGCUGCCCGUCUUCACCUGCCCACAUUGCGCCCGCUGCUUCGUAGAGCGCUCCAUGCUGGACAGACACAUGACUGCGCACGCCGAGGAGGCGGCAGCUAAGGAGAGGGAGCGUUCGGCGCUGAGGGCUUACAGAGUCGGGGCAGACGGAGUCGGGGGAGGUAGUAUGGCAGGAGUGGAGGAGUUGCAUUGCUUUCUGUGUCCACAAACUUUCCGCUCCUCCUCUGCCUUUCAGUACCACCUCGGCCUGCACACCACCGAGUCCCUGGGGGGGGGUGGAGGUGUCGGGGGCCAGGGCUGGUUUGGCAAACGUAAAGCUGACCAGUCUCUGGAGUGCCUUCCGUCUUCCUCCUCUCAACGGGAGGUCGGCGGCCUCGUUAAAAUGAGCAACGUGGGUUUGGGGCUGGGAAUGAGCUUCAGCAUACCAGAUAAGUUUUUUCAAGGUUCAAUACACAGCCUGCCUCCUGGGGUGCUGAGCAGUUCCGGGCAGGACGGGGGAGUCGGGGCAGCAAGCGUCCGCGGGAAAUGGUACCGGUGUCGCUACUGCGGUAAACGCUUCGCCCACUCGGGGGAGUUCACCUACCACCUCCGCAUCCACACCGGGGAGAAACCCUACCAGUGCAAAGUCUGCCUGCGCUUCUUCAGAGGCCGCUCCACCAUGAUCUGCCACCUGAAGACGCACGCCGGCGCUCUCAUGUACCGCUGCACCGUCUGCGGCCUUUACUUCUCCACGCUGAAGAUGGUGUCGUCGCACAUGGAGCUCCACAAGGACCACCUGCCCCUGGACUUCAACAUCGAGCAGACCUUCAUGUACAAUGAUCACUCUAAAGAACCGCUGCCCACUGUGGACACCUGAUGUGUCUCCCCUGCCCCCCUCCCUCUGACGCUUCCUCUAUGUCCGGUUGUCGUGGACCACAUACUGCUUAUAAUAGAAUAGGGCUGAAACUAAUGAUUAUUAGUCUGUAAAAUGUCAAAAAAGAAAAUGAAAUUAUCAUAAUUAAAAAUCAAAACCCAGAGACGUUCAGUUUGUAACGAUACAAAAGAAAGAAAAGCAGCGAAUCCUCACGUUUGAGAAGCUGAAACAAAAGAAUCUUCACGUCUCUGAAUCCAUUAAUGGCGCCGCUUCUAUAAUAGACUUAGACUUUUAGAAUGUAGAGGACAUAUAAUCUGUCAGAUGCUGUUCACUGAGUCUCUUUGAACUAAGAUAACAAGCGGCCACGCGGUGGCAGUGUAUCCUGUUGUGUGUCCGUGAAAGAAGAAGAAGAGGAGCCGGUGGAGCGCUCUGCUUGUAUUUAUCUACCCCGAACAAGUCUGUAUCUUUAUAACUUAAAUAUGAGGAUAGGUUUUUAUGUCAGUUGUUGAUAAUUACACUGUUAUUAAAGUAGCACCUCAUUGUAGCAUAUAAAUUAUUUUCCUAUAUUUGCAGUCACUAUUUUCUCACUUUUUGAAGUAGAUUUUUUCACUCCACAGAUGCAGCAUGAACAUCCACUUCAAGUGCUUUUUAUUUCUCAUGGAAACUUGAUUUGUUUUCACAAGGCGUCUCGAUGAAUGCUUUCAGAAUCUGCCGUUUAGUCACAUGCUGUAUUCACUUGUUCAGAGUGUGUGACGCAUGUUGUGCUGUAGAGAUAUUUAAGUGCCCAUCACAUUUCUGCGUGAUAUGUGUCUUACCUCAUAUUUAUGAUGGCAGUGUAACUGUUAUUUGUUUUUGCCUUUAUACAUUAUCUGUUUUUAAAGCCAUCUAUGAAUGUUUGCCUUUUUUAAAAAAAACAUUGUUUGUUUUUUUAAUAAUUAAAUAAAUGCCUUUUGGAAGACUGUUAUCACGUAAUGUUUCCUGAUCCACAGAAAUACAUCCGUCAUCAGGAUUUCAGUGAUGAACUUGCAGAAAUCUGCGCAGUAUAGUGAACCUCCUGCUUCCAGGGGCUUGUGACCUUUGCCCUUUUUUUUUAAAGCCCGGGUCACUUCCUGCUAUUGUGCCAUCAUCUGUGGACUGACACCCCCUUUUCCUUUUUCUGCCUUCUUAUCAUUUAAAGUGUUGAACGUGACACAUUCCAGAUGGAGACAGAAAUGGAAGUAAAUGUAAUAAAGAGAUAGCUAAAUGCAAGAACAGCAAAAUGUCUCAGAAAAAUAAACUUAAGCUUCCAAAGAU